AUGGCGACCGAGCCAAGGAGGAACUAUGAGGAGCUGUGUCGCCUAUGCGCUUCCUUCGAUGCCGUUAGGAUGCAUAUAUUCGGCCAGGAAGGCAAGAAUCGCCAACUCGUCGACAAGAUUGAGACGUGUUUGCCGUUCAAGAUAAUGGAAGAUGAUUAUUUGCCAAAAGUUCUGUGUUAUCGAUGUAUGUACAACUUGGAAAAUUUCUAUGACUUUAGGACUGCGUGUGUUAAUGCAGCUGUUUUGUUGGAAAGAAAUAGGCCGAAGGAAGGCGUGAGUGAUGACGAUGCAAAUAACACUGCGCAAUCCUACAAGAUGCACACGGUGUUUCUUAAAAAAGAAAAUAUGCCAGUACUUAUCCCGGAAGCACCUGUAGUCAAUCCUAAUGCAGCAUUGGGUACACCCCCGAGAUUAAAUUCGGAUGGUGAAGCAGAUCCUGAGAUCGAAGAAAUUCUUGACACAAGUGAAGGUACGGACGAAGCCACAGUGAUCGACGAUUCGGAAGAUCGGCGAUCGGAAUAUGAGAUGGCAUACGAAAUGGACAUGGAGACGAAUCCUAGUGAUUUCUUGGAAAUGACCCCGAUGGUAACCGAGGAAAAUGAAGAGGAAUCUAGUACAAACAAUACGAGUGCCGUGACUACUCAAGAUACUAUGGUCUUUCCACAUACGUCACAACAACAUGAAGUCUAUGUCUGUUCUCUAUGCAACAAAGCAUUCAGUUCCAAGGGUCACUUGUCUCUGCACGCGAGGAUUCACGUGGGUGAGGGUGAUGUGAUUGGCGAAAGAGUAAUUACCGAUGAUCAUACUUCGUACCAACGACCGUAUCAAUGUGAUCUUUGUCAUAAAUCGUAUUCUACUGCGAAGCAUCGCUGGGGACACGUUUCUACAACGCAUCGGGGACAUCCUGCAGUAACGUGUGCAUAUUGUUCCCGUAUAUACUCGACGCGAUAUAAUCUCGAUGAACAUAUAAAAUCACGACAUGCUGGGCUACCACCACCCUCAGAAUUAUCGGCUUCCGGGACUCGCACGGAAACACGUUACCAGUGCCAAACAUGUCCGAUGGUGUAUACGAAUCUAACAAAUUUCAAUGCGCAUCGUCAGAUAUGUCUCCAGGAACAACGUACAGAUUUGUUAGGGCAAAUCGAAGCGCAAGAUAAUAAAAUUUUUGCCGAUACAUCCGACGUCUCGAGUAUAGAUUUUUAUGACGAGACUAAAGACUUCAAGAAUGCCGAGGCUAAAUUGGCGAAAAAUCCACAGUUAACCAUAUUGAAACAGGCGCUGACUAAAGGAGACAUUUUAAAACGGAACUUCGAUGAAGAUGAUUUGACAUCUAGUGGCAAGCCGACAAAAAUAAUUAAGUCAGAAGAAGGCGAGGCAAAUCCUCAGAAGAUAUGGUAUUGUGAAGCUUGUCCACAAAGUUUUACAUCAGUGGAUAAUUUAAAAGAACAUGAAAUUAGACACGAUGCCGAAAAGCCAUAUAUUUGCAUACUAUGCAACAAAGAUUUUGUUUUGAAAUCUUCAUUAAAUAGGCACAUUACAGUAUUACAUGGUGUUGAUCCUACACCUAUCAUUGACAGUGAUAAGUGUCUAAAGGCAACAGUCAUGUCUCAAAAUUGGAAUAAUCGAGUGGACGUCAGCGUUUACGAGCAAAGUGAAAUAAAAGAAUUACCAGAGCUCUCGUCGUCACCUGAGAUAAAUUUAGAAAAUGAUGACAAGGAUUAUAAGAAUAACCAUGAGAAUAUAGAAAUCGAAACGGUAUUUGUAUGCGAGACUUGUAAGCGAGAUUUUAAUGAUCGAGCGUCAUUAUGGCUGCACAUACGAGCAAUGCAUAAGGAAUAUGCAGCAUUUACCUGUGGAGUGUGUUUAAAGAUGUGCUUUAAUAAUACACAACUUCAAAAUCAUGUAUUUAUGUACCACGGAAGAUCUAAGCUUUUAAUCUCGGAACAAAGAAGGUAUAGUUGUAAGAUAUGUGGUAGACAGCAUGACUCGAGAAAAAAGCUAAUCACUCAUGUCUCGAUACACAAUGUCGAUCCUGCCUAUGAUCCAGCAAUUUUUGUACAAAUGAACAGUAAUUACUAUAAUGAAAACUUAAAUGGUAACGAAGGCAAUGAACAAGUAUUAGAUUUCGAAGGAGAAGAUGGCGAAAAAGUUGAUUGUUACAUUUGUUAUAAAUCUUUUCCUACUGAGGAUCAUCUUAUACGGCAUCAGAGAAAUGCUCAUAAGUCUGACCAGAUUUCGUUGGGGGAUGCUACGGGUAGUAGAAAUACUCUAAAUGUUAAUGGCAAUGGUAAUAGAGCGCAGUAUCAUUUGUUUUUCGUUUGCGAGGUAUGUGGUAGUUCACAUUCGAGCAAAUGGGAACGUUGGUUGCAUAUCAACAACACACACAACAACGAACUUUCUAUUAAAUGUGAAUUGGAAAGUUGCGGAAAGAUAUUUGCAACAAAAUCGUUACGUAAUGAACAUCUUCAGCAUCAUGCGAUACAAGGGCCCUCGCCAAACACCUGUGAGAUAUGUGGAAAAUUAUGGCCUACUCGUGUCGAUUAUUGGAAACACGUGAUGGGCGUACAUGCGGACACAGUGCCUCUAAUUUGUGGCGUUUGUUUGAAAGUAUUCUCCGAUGUUAUGCAAUUGAGUGUACACGUCAAGGCGAAACAUUGGCCAUUAACCAGUGGCGAUUUCUGUUGUGAUAUUUGCGGUAGACCAUAUUCCAAUAAAUCGAAAAUGUCUCGGCAUAGAAAGAUCCAUGGUUUGGAGGCGGCUAUGGAUGCUGCAUGCGAUAAUAACAGUUUUAAUGAAACGACCAAUGAAUCGGUGAAACCUGAUCAUAAUAAUGGUGCUUCAGAAAUAGAACUACAUUGCGAACAGUGCCCUGAACUCAGUUUCACGACAUUGGACAGUUUGUGUAAUCAUCGACGGAUAACGCACAAUCUUUUCCCGUGCGAUUUAUGUAACAAAUGUUACGGAAGAACAUCACACUUAUGGAAACAUGUGAAUAGGGUGCACAAAGGACAUACAGAUGUGACCUGUCCUUACUGCGCAAAGACAAGCGCGUCAAGGGAUCAUCUGGCAGCACAUAUUGCAAAAAUUCAUAGGUUUAUGCCCGCAGUGAGUAAGGACAAUCAAAACUGCGUUACUUCCAAGUCUUUGAAUACAGACGAUGGUGUUUUGCAUUAUUGCGAGAAAUGUAACAAGGGAUUCCAUAAACGUUACUUGCUUCGUCGUCACAUGAAGGGCUGUCAAAACUAUCGUAAGGAUCCUGGGGCAUUGUUAACUCGUUGCCGUGCCUGCGAGAGGAUAUUCAAAGAUCGUGCGAGUCUGCAGAAACAUAUUGAGAAUCAUCAUACCACAUAUACUUGUCAUUUGUGUAAUGAGACAAUCACUUCUAAGCUGGGCAUCAUGACACACAAUCGUAUCAAUCAUAUGGAUCAUCCGGAUUUGACGUGCGACUACCAGAGCUGUAAAAAACUCUUUCGCACCAAGGAAGAUCUGGAAUCUCAUCGAAAAGAUCACAAAUAUCAUAGCAAUCCGAACGUUUGUGAUUUUUGCGGUGACACCGUAGAAAAUAAAUUAAAAUUGAAGAUGCAUGUAUUAUCAUUGCAUCGAAAUGAGAUCGGUGUAUCUUGUGGAGUCUGUCUCAUUCCGAUGAAAGAUCCUAAAGAUUUAAAAAAACACGUCGAAGCGGUGCAUAGCAGCGUUCUUUCUCAUCCAAACACGUGUCAGGUAUGUGGUAAGCAAUAUGCAUCCAAAUGGAAGGCUUUUGAUCACACGAAGAAGUGUCAUGGCAAAGUUUUUCUCACGUGCAAACAGUGUCUAGCUGUUUUUACGGAUGAGAAUGAUAUACGCGAUCACUAUGAAUAUGUGCAUAACGUCCCAAAGGACCAAUUAGCUAUUUUCGAAUAUAGAAUGGAUAUUGGUGCAAAGAGGGAAGGUUGCGAUACUCUUGAUAUUAUUGUCAAGGAGGAACCGGAUGAUUUGGAGUUUGACGAAGAAAUAUGUGACGAAAGUUCGAAUGAUUCUCGCAAACGUAGAUCGCCAAAUGAUACGUAUGAUUGCGAAAUGUGUCCCGAGAUCUUCCUAAAUUCAGACACUCUCGCCAAGCAUUAUCAGAACGUCCAUAAUACAGAUCCCGUCCGUAUGUUCAAGAAAUUCAGAAAGGAUAAUAGCGAUAAUAAGCGCAAGAUGAGAAAUAGAAAUAACUUUGAAUGCAAGAAUUGUAAAAAGCAAUUCUCUACCAAGACUCUGUUCUGGAAUCACAUAAAUGUAUGUACACGACGAAACUCAAUAGGUAGAUUUGACAUGCCGAAUAAUGUUCCAACAUCAAUUCUAGAAUCUCAUCUAAAAAACAACAAUCAACGAGAAGAACCGGCACCGCUUACGAACGAAUCUAACUUGAAUAUUCCCGACUUCAAUCUAUUCGAAGACAUCAAUUUACAAUUGUCAGCCCAGAAACCUGUGCCGAAUCUUAUGCCAUUGUCGCAGAUGAAGGCGGCGAGUAACGGCAAAUGCUCGAGAAAAGACUCGCGCAAGGUAUAUGAUGAAUCGACCAAUACCGAGUGUACAUGUGAAGUUUGUGGUAAACAAUGGCCCGCCAAGAAGCAUCUGUGGCAACAUUUAAUUCGUUUCCAUCGCGCCGAAGCUGCUGUUACGUGUGGCGUAUGCUUGAAGCUGUGUAAAUCUUACCAAGACUUAGCCGACCACUUGAAGGCUGAGCAUGCUCCAGUUUUAUCGCCGGAGGGUAAUAAUUUCACUUGCAAAACAUGCGGUAGAUAUCAUAACGCGAGAAGUAAAUUGCUGUUACACAUGAGCAUCCAUAUUGGGAACUUUCGGUGUCAAAAAUGUCAGCAAGGUUUUGCAAGUGACGAAAAACUUAUCGAGCAUGCGACGAACUGCAAUGGCAAAUCAGAGUUUGAGAAUAACACGGUGGCAGAUGAAGAUAAUGCAAAGAAUGACAACGACGAGAAGGGCAGUUUAAUCGCCGACGAGACAUCAGUCAUUGAGGAAACAGAGGAAGUUGAGGAAGCUGAUUACGAAUCAGAAGGUGAAAGAAGUAGGGAUAUCCAAGACGAAGAUAAUUCGGAAAAUAGCGAAGAAAAUAAUUCGGAAAAUAGUGAUGAUUCAGACAGUGAUAGUAAUAGUAGUUCAAGCGAAGACGAAAACGAAGAAGGAGAAGAGGAAGAGAAGGGGGAGGAGAAGGAAGAAGGAAAUGAAAAUGAAUCCGAUACUACUAGUAGAGCGAGCGGUGAUAGUAUAUCAUCAUGUAAUUCCGAUAGCGACGAUGAAUCGGAUAUAGAUGAAACGGAAGUAGACGCGACGGAAAAGAAAACUGUACAAUUGAACGAUGUUAAUAGAUUCAGAAUACAUAGUAACGAUAUUCGAGAGAAUAUGCCAAUAGAGACAAAUUUCAAGGAUCAGAAAACCGAUCUUACAUCCAUAACAAUGGUUGUAGAACAGACUAAACCGAGUAAUUUAAAUGAUCUUUUGAUUUCUAACGCACCGGGAAAUAUGAGUACCGACAAAUUUGAGGCCUUUCGUGUCGUAAAGCUGCGACAUGCUAAAACUGUAACGAGUGAUGUAGACUCUGAUAACGAAGAUGAUGAUGAUGAUAACGAAGAAAAUGAUGAGGAAAAUAACGAAAAUGAAGAAGAGGAAGAAGAUGAUGAUCAGGAUGAAGAUGAAGAUGAGGCUGAUGCUGACGCUGAAGAUAAAGUUGUAGCGGAAGAAGAAGAAGAGGAAGAAGAGGAUGAUGAAGAUGAUGACGAUGGACCGCCUGUAUUAAGUCCAAUAAUGCCUUUGUUACCAGAAAACGAAUCUGAGGAGUAUAGCGGUACGACAGAUCGCACUAGACAUAAGCUUAGUCCAAUGAUUUCGCUGAGUAUGGCUAAACAUCUAGAGGAAUGCGAAACACCAAAUGACACAGACAACUUCUUUGCAGCUAAUAACAAUGAUCUACCCGUAACAUGGGACGAGAAUUUGGAUGAUAACGUAAUCAACAAUGGCGAUUGCAACUCCGAUGUUGGAAACAGGGAUGUGGAGAAAAGUGAAGAACUUGAUGAGUAUGUAAAAAUGGAAAUAAACGAAGGCGAUGACUUCGAGGAAGAUUCUGUGGAUGAGAACGUAGUGAGAGAAGAUGAUGGAAACAAUCCAGUGCAUGAGGUGCAUAAUUUGGACGGAACUGUGUUAAUGGUAACUAAUGAUGCGGAAGGUAAUCAAAUUUUGAUAGAACAAAACGUGUUAGAUAUCGAUAACGAGGACUCUAAUGCCGAAACGGCGCAGUAUAUUUAUCCCGAGAACACUUAUGAGAUCGAGGAAGAAGAUUACGCAACGCAAAACGAAACUGACAUUAUGCAGACGGAUGAAAUGCAAGGUAAUAUAUCCUACAUUCAGGAUAUAUCGGAGGAUGAGGAUAGUAUGCAGGAUGAUAUCGAGGAGACAAAUAGUGAUGUGCAAAAACAGUAGCACAUGAGUGCCAAAACA
Messenger RNA from Cyphomyrmex costatus, 6474 nucleotides. RefSeq names its product zinc finger protein Xfin. The transcript is spliced from 10 exons. Gene Ontology annotation, cellular component: nucleus. Gene Ontology annotation, biological process: regulation of transcription by RNA polymerase II. The record is from RefSeq and is a predicted model, not a curated record. Gene Ontology annotation, molecular function: DNA-binding transcription activator activity, RNA polymerase II-specific; RNA polymerase II cis-regulatory region sequence-specific DNA binding; zinc ion binding. The coding region runs from base 1 to 6456 and encodes 2151 amino acids. NCBI's taxonomy places the organism in Eukaryota, Metazoa, Arthropoda, Insecta, Hymenoptera, Formicidae.